Messenger RNA from Jaculus jaculus (lesser Egyptian jerboa), 3021 nucleotides. It is a transcript of the gene Slc37a2, whose product is annotated as solute carrier family 37 member 2. The transcript is spliced from 18 exons. The coding region runs from base 492 to 1997 and encodes 501 amino acids. Gene Ontology annotation, molecular function: glucose 6-phosphate:phosphate antiporter activity. The record is from RefSeq and is a predicted model, not a curated record. Gene Ontology annotation, biological process: glucose-6-phosphate transport; phosphate ion transmembrane transport. NCBI's taxonomy places the organism in Eukaryota, Metazoa, Chordata, Mammalia, Rodentia, Dipodidae. Gene Ontology annotation, cellular component: endoplasmic reticulum membrane.
UACCAGGGGGCGCCCGCACUCAGCUCCCUAAGAAGUGUGCGGGUACCUAGGUUGAGGUCCUCUCCACAAGAGUGUCCGAUUUUCCUGGAUUGGGUCGGGGCUCGCUGCUUCUCAGGAGGGAGACAGUCACACCGAGCUGAAGACUUCUGGAAUUGCUGAUUUUGUUCUCCCCCAAAGCCGGGCGGAUAUAGAGUAGAUCAGAAAGGAGCCCGGAAACUCAGAGCUAUCAGUCUCCAGCGCAGAGGCCAAGCCCGGGCGGUGGCGCCUAGAAAACAGAUGUGAAGAACGCGCAGGGAUGGCCGGGCGUGCGCCCGCCCGUCGUGACCCGGAGGGCCGGGCGGUCAGGUGCACGGAGGCGGGGUUCCUGGCUGACCGCAGGGCCCGGGCGCGCCGGCUGGCGGGGCAUUUAAACCCCAGCUGACGCCAAGCCCGGCACGCGCUGGCUCUGCGCCCUCCUCCGUGGUGUCGGCUUCGGGUACCGGCCUGGCAAGAUGCGAUCCUCCCUGGCCCCGGGUGUGUGGUUCCUCCGCGCCUUCUCCAGGGACAGCUGGUUCCGAGGCUACACCCUGCUGCUCACCUUCCUCAUUUAUACCUGCUAUCACAUGUCCAGGAAGCCCAUCAGCAUUGUCAAGAGUCGUCUGCACCAGAACUGCUCAGAGCUGAUCACACCUGGUAACGACACACAUGGUAUCAAUGACACCACGUGGUGUAGCUGGACUCCAUUUGACAAAGAUGACUACAAGGAGUUACUGGGGGCUGUGGACAAUGCCUUUCUUGUGGCCUAUGCCAUCGGCAUGUUUAUCAGUGGAAUUUUUGGGGAGCGGCUCCCCCUCCGUUACUAUCUUUCAACUGGAAUGGUGCUCAGUGGCCUCUUCACCUCCCUCUUUGGCCUGGGGUAUUUCUGGAGUAUCCACAUGCUCUGGUACUUCGUGCUAAUCCAGAUCUGCAAUGGACUUGUCCAGACCACAGGCUGGCCCUCCGUGGUGGCCUGUGUCGGCAACUGGUUCGGGAAGGGGAAGCGAGGGUUCAUCAUGGGCAUCUGGAAUUCCCAUACAUCUGUGGGCAACAUCCUGGGGUCACUGAUCGCUGGCAUCUGGGUGAAUCAGCAGUGGGGCCUGUCAUUUAUUGUGCCUGGCAUCAUCACUGCUGCCAUGGGUAUCAUCACCUUUCUCUUCCUCAUCGAAUAUCCAGAAGAUGUGGACUGCACCCCUCCACAGCACCAUGAUGACCAAGAAAAAGAUCAGGACAGCCCUGAAGAUCCUGGAAAUGGUCCUUACACGAACAGAGAGAGCAACAUGGAGACCACAGCCAGCUGCUCCAAGGAGCAGGGCCCCGAGCCUGAAGCCAUCAGCUUUCUGGGAGCACUCAAGAUCCCGGGUGUGAUUGAGUUCUCUUUGUGUCUGCUCUUUGCCAAGCUGGUCAGCUAUACCUUCCUUUACUGGCUGCCCCUCUACAUCUUCAAUGUGGCUCACUUUGGUGCCAAGGAGGCUGGGGACCUAUCCACACUCUUUGAUGUUGGUGGCAUUAUAGGUGGCAUCAUGGCAGGGCUCAUCUCUGACUACACCAAUGGCAGGGCCACCACUUGCUGCAUUAUGCUGAUCUUGGCUGCCCCCAUGAUGUUCCUGUACAAUUACAUUGGCCAGAAUGGAAUUACCAGCUCCAUAGUGAUGCUGAUUAUCUGUGGUGUCCUGGUCAAUGGCCCUUAUGCACUCAUCACCACAGCGGUCUCUGCUGACCUGGGCACCCACAAGAGUCUGAAGGGCAAUGCCAAGGCCCUGUCUACUGUCACAGCCAUCAUUGACGGCACUGGCUCCAUAGGUGCUGCUCUGGGGCCCCUGCUGGCUGGACUCAUUUCCCCUACAGGCUGGAACAAUGUCUUCUACAUGCUCAUCUCUGCCGACAUCCUGGCCUGCUUGCUCCUCUGCCGAUUGGUAUACAAAGAGAUCCUGGCUUGGAAGGUGUCUCGGAGCAGAAGCAGUGGGUAUAGGGAAAUAUGAGGACUUGGUUGGAAGCAAAGCAUGGAGGGUCCCAGCUGUGUACCCAAAGCACACUCCAUGAACGAGAAGAUGCAAAUUUCCAUUUCAAGGUGAGGUAAAGCCUCCUGAUCUAACAUCAACCAGCUCAGCCCAGUCCAGCCCAAACCAUAUUACUGCUAAGGAUACAGAAGACUCCAUGGAAAGGGAUCACCAGACACCAAGCAUGGGAAAUGGAAGUCUCCAGGGCUGAGCUCUGGAUUCUACAAGCAGAAGGGCUGGGGAUGAGAGCAAAAAGGAAGAGCAUGCUUAGACUCUUGCUUGCUUGUUCAGAUUCCAAGAAAGGGCCAAGCCCAGGAAAGGUGUCUUUUUUUCUCAUGGUAUGUCUUGACUUCUGUCACCGAGCAGCCUGUACCUGCGGGAGGAUCUUGUCCUGUUUCAAAGGUGCUGGGCUUCUCUGUCCCUUUGGCCAUAAACUAGUCUUCUUUAUGUAUUUUCCCAAGUUGUACCUUCAUCUACCUUUGAUUUGAUCCUAUUGGUGACUUACUUGGCCACUUUGAAGUAUUAUUGGUGCUCUCACACAGCCAAGGCUAGGGUGGGGCAAGGGAACUGCCUCAGGUACAGAAUGUAGGGGAGGCGCUCACUCUUUGAUUUCUGAGCUUACCUACCCCCAAAGUUGAGCCCUUGCCUCACCCUGAUCUUCAGCCCCGAUGAUACAUCAGUGGACAAUGACACUGAGGUCAGUGUUGGGGAAUUGGAGGGAUUGAGCGCUAACUGAAAACAACAGUGCAUGUGUGUUAAACAUUUCGAGAAGGGAAUGACAGUAGUCACUGGGUAUCCACUGCAUGCCAGCUCUGCUGUAGGAAUAAAGAAGACAGAGGAUGCAGGAAAGAACUUACCCCUGAACACAGGUACCAGGUGCCGUGACUGGUUCAUUUUAGAGCCUCUGUCUGUAACCCCCUUCCACCCCAAGUCCUGGAUUGCCACAUGUCAAGCUGACUCCUGGCAUUUCUACCUGACUUCUACCAAUACAGAUUGCCUUUGCCAA